AAAAAUUGCUUUUCCAUGAAUUCACAGGUCAAUAGUGUGAGGCUACCUCGUCAUGUUUCUGACAAAAGACACUUUUGUGGCACUGCUUUGAUUGAAUUUUCGGAAGAAGCUGACGCAACAAAACUUUUAGAGGAGAAGUUGGUUUUUGCUGGAGCAGAGCUAGAAAUAAAGCCAAAGAAGGAUUUUGAUUCUAAAAGGGAGAGGAUGUGGAAGGAUGCUGAGAAAUCUCGCUUUAACAGAAAUGCUUCAAAUGGAAGCUAUCCGAAAGGUGUAAUUGUUGCAUUCAAGUUGAAGAAAAAGCAAGAGGAUAAAUGUGUGGAACAUAAUGGUGCGGACAAGGUUAAUGAUGAUGCAGGAUUCUGCAAAGCGGAACAGGGUCUGAACACAGCAAGUGAUGAAAGUGAACAAUUAGCAGUGGCUGUGGGCGAGUCAACAGAUGGUGUUGACAAGGAAAAUGAAACUAAGGCCGCUGAAGAUGUCCCAAAGGAAAGAGAAGAGGAGGUUACUGAUGAUGUUGCUGAAGAUAGAGAAAACAAGGAUGACAAAGGUCCAUCAACUGACAGUGUGGAGGUGAAGAACCCUGUGCCUGAUAAUGAGAGUGACAACGACAGUAUUGUUACCAGAGAGGAUCUUAAACAGAUAUUCCAGAAAUUUGGUGCUGUUAAGUAUGUUGACUACAGAAUGGGGGAGGAAUCUGGAUACAUCCGUUUUGACGAUCCUGAUGCAGCUACAAAAUCUCGUGCGAUGGCAGUGCUUGUUGAUGACGGUGGCUUGACCGUGAAGAAUUACAUAGUCACCUUGGAAGCCUUGACUGGUGAGUCGGAAAAGGAGUACUGGAACUUGCUUCGCAGCAAUCAGGAGCGGCAUAGAGGAAGAGGUGGUAAAUACAACAGAGGUGGGAGAACGCACGGCAAGCGACCAUGGCACACUGAUUCAGCUGAGAGACAGCCUAGAAAAUCUCACAAAGUUGAGGCCACUGCAUGAAUAUUUAUGGAAUCACCAAGUCCGAGCUCGUCUCUUAUUGAACCGAGUAACGCAUAAUUAUCUUGAUAACGUUUGAUGAUAUCAUAAGUUAAUACACUUUUGCUAGUUGUCAUGAGUUCUAAUGAGAUUAUCCUCCUCUCUAAGCUAACUGGUUUACUGCAUUGGUUGCA
Messenger RNA from Musa acuminata subsp. malaccensis (wild Malaysian banana), 1154 nucleotides. The record is from RefSeq and is a predicted model, not a curated record. Lineage: Eukaryota; Viridiplantae; Streptophyta; Magnoliopsida; Zingiberales; Musaceae.